AUGGAGAUCCGGACCAAGGACGACGCAUGGCGCCUGCUGCUGGUGCUCUUCCUUGGCCAGCUCGUGGCCUUCUCCAUGGCGGCCUGCAGCUUCGCCUCCUCUUUCAUCGCCAAUCUCGGAGUUGACACACCACUCACGCAAUCAUUCUGCACACAUCUCCUGUUGACCUUAGUUUAUGUGCCGAUCCUCUUGCGUCGACGACAGAAGCUGCGGAUACCUUGGUAUUGGUACUUAGUGCUGGCCUUCGUCGAUGUCCAGGGGAACUAUCUGGUUACCGAGGCGUACCAGUACUCAUCCAUCACCAGCGUAACAUUGUUGGAUUGUUGGACUGUUGUAUGGGCCAUCAUACUCACCUGGUACGCACUAGGCACGAGAUAUUCUUUCUGGCAAUUUCUGGGGGCAGGGACCUGUGUGGCUGGGCUAGCUCUUGUGCUCCUUUCAGAUGCAAAAACUCCAGAUACACAGGAUCCAAAUAAAACACCACUUCUAGGGGAUGCCCUUGUUAUUGCCGGGACAGUUUGUUAUGCAUUUAGCAAUGUCAGGGAGGAGCACUGUGUCAAGAAGAACGACAGAGUAGAAGUUGUCGCAAUGCUUGGACUAUUUGGAGUGCUUGUCAGUACAAUUCAGAUAUUUAUGUUUGAAAGGAAGAGCGUAGAAGCAAUUGCCUGGUCUCCAACAAUGAUAAGUUUGUUUGCAGGAUAUGCCGUUGCAGGAUUUAUGUUCUACACCAUUGCUCCUUUUGUCCUUCAGAUGAGUGGAGCAACAUUGCUUAACCUCUCGCUCUUAACAUCUGACAUGUGGGCAGUCGCCAUUCGAGUAUUUUUCUAUCAACAACAGAUAAACUGGUUGUACUAUCUAGCAUUCGCAGUUGUGGCCAUCGGAUUGAUCAUCUACUCACUGAAUGAGAAUUCUUCGGCUGAUGCAACAGCUACAAGUACAGAAGCAGCCGCUCACUAUCAACUACUUCCAAGUGAGGAGAGCUCAAUAGGAAGUGGUUCCAAUUUGGACAGAAAAGAAAGGAAGCAACCAGAAGCUCACAUCUGUUAA
This is a messenger RNA of Triticum turgidum subsp. durum (durum wheat), 1047 nucleotides long. The record is from the annotation of a GenBank genome assembly. NCBI's taxonomy places the organism in Eukaryota, Viridiplantae, Streptophyta, Magnoliopsida, Poales, Poaceae.